This is a messenger RNA of Ruditapes philippinarum (Manila clam), 2662 nucleotides long. Its product is annotated as cholinesterase 1-like. The record is from RefSeq and is a predicted model, not a curated record. Gene Ontology annotation, molecular function: acetylcholinesterase activity. The coding region runs from base 329 to 2086 and encodes 585 amino acids. Gene Ontology annotation, biological process: choline metabolic process; acetylcholine catabolic process. The transcript has 5 exons. NCBI's taxonomy places the organism in Eukaryota, Metazoa, Mollusca, Bivalvia, Venerida, Veneridae. Gene Ontology annotation, cellular component: plasma membrane.
CGCGGAACACUUUGUACCAACGCAUUUUAAUAUUGUAACAAUAUUGGAUGUACGUGAUUUUUAAUGUGUUUUACAAUAAUAAAUGAAAGCGGAUAUUGCUAUAUAAUAUUUUAUUAGAACGAAAAAAAUAUUGUAAUUAGAAGACGUUAGAUAGAUAGUAAAUUUGGAGUAUGUUUUGAUUGAUUAUAAUAUCGUUUUAGAUUACUGUUACCUCUUUGAUCUUGGAAAAUAUAACAUAAAACACAUUUUAAAUUACCACAUCGGAUAAUAAAGAAAUCAGAAGUGGUUAAAUUAAGGAAUUAAAAACAGCAACUAUUAAGCAGAUAAAAUGAAGGGAUGGACACAUGCUGUAACCUCCGUGUUUAUUGCUUCUCUAAUGUCAAUGACAAGAGCACGCGCUUCCAAGGUUACAACUACAAAUGGUGAUAUUGAAGGAUUUAGUGUCGUAAUCGAUGACGUCACAGUGGAUAUCUACUUAGGUAUACCGUUUGCAAACCCGCCUUUGGGACAACUACGUUUCCGUGCGCCGCAACCGGUAAGUAAUUGGACCGGAGUGAAGGAGACCAAAACUUUACCGAACAGCUGCAUCCAGACUGUAGACGGGUACUUCGAUCGAUUUGAAGGAGUAGAAAUGUGGAAUCCCAACACCGAUAUUAGCGAAGAUUGUCUAUAUUUAAAUUUAUGGGUCCCACGAUUAAAUAAAACUAAUUUUGCUACAACUCUAAUUUGGAUUUACGGUGGAUCGUUUACGUUUGGAACUAGUACGCUAGACGUUUACGAUGGGCGGUAUUUAGCCGCAAAGCAGGGAGUUAUAGUGGCAUCUAUGCAAUACAGAAUGGGUGUUCUAGGGUUUCUGUUUACAGACACUGACGAUGCGCCAGGUAACAUGGGCCUAUUAGAUCAGCAGCUGUCAAUAAAGUGGGUAUAUGACAAUAUUGAAAAUUUUGGUGGCGACAGUAGUAAAAUCACAUUAAUUGGUGAAAGUGCCGGUGCUUCUAGUAUAAGUCACCAUAUGUUAGCUAAUUCCUCAUGGCCUUAUUUUAAUAAUGCAAUUUUGCUAAGUGGUACAUCGCUGUGUCCAUGGGCGCAUGACUCGCCAGACAUAUUGUUGGAACACAUUAAAUCAUUUGCAAAUAUCAUGAACUGCUCAAACUCCGAUAAAAAGGAGAUUGUAAAGUGCCUUCGCAAUAAAGAUGCUCUGGACCUUGAGGCCAAUCAAUGGGAAAUAAAUUAUAAUAAGAAUAUUGGAACAUUCGGCCCCACAACAGACGGCAUAUUUCUAACGGAUACUCCCUCUAUUUUACUUAACUCAGGAAAUUUAAAAAGCGCUGAUAUUUUGCUUGGAAACACAAAAGAUGAAGGUGAAUAUUGGCUGAUUUAUUGGUACCCAGACAUAUUUCCAAAUAUCUCAAACCCAGCCCCAUUAAACAGUAGCCAGUUCUUGCACACAAUGCGCGAGGCAACAGGCUGUAAUGAGGAUGACCUUGACUGUGAAGGUGUGUUGUUUACAUACAAUGCGUCAAAUAUACCGUCCACUAGAGGGAGUUAUAGGGAUAUUCUGGACGACAUAGUGGGUGAUAUCACUUUUAAAUGUGACGUACGAAGCUUUGCUAGUCAUCAUGCCAGCCAAUCACAUGGGAGAACAUAUAUGUACUCAUUUGAGUAUCGUCAUUCCGCCAAUCCUUGGCCGUCAUGGAUGGGAUCGUUACAUGGAUACGAAAUAGAGCCGGUGUUUGGUCAACCAUUUAAUCCAAUGCUAAAGUAUAGCGACCUUGACAGAGAGGUCAGUGCAAAGGUCAUGGAUUACUUUACAACGUUUGCGAAUACUGGGAAUUUAGAUUCAUUUGGCAAUGAGUGGCCAGAAUUUACAACAAACUCAGAGCAACAUAUCGUUUUUUCUCAGGACGGAACCACGCAUAUACGAGAAGGAUAUAGAACUAAAGAAUGUUCUUUCUGGGAAUAUCUCAUGCCGAAACUCAAACAAAAAAUGGCAGAAAACAAAACGACAAGUGGCGCCAUCUUUCAUAGCCUUUCCACGAUAAUCGUCUGCGUGAUUGUGAUCAUUUCUGCAAUUAUCAUCAGAUGAUUGAUCUGCUUGCAUGCACAUUUCAUUUGUCGUCUGCAUCGUCCAUCAGUUUCCUAACAACCGAAAAGCAGCGCGCGCAGACUCACCAGAAAAACAGUGAUGAAGAGAAAAAUGUUUAAGAUUUUUAUUACAUUGUUCGCAUCAUAUAUCUACACUUGGUUUUCAUGCUGACAGUCAAGUCGAAACAGAUGACUUUCUUGGGUCCAUCGAAUUCUUGUUCACUGGCAAUAUAGAUGUAAAGGAAAUCUUAUGCUCUCAGAAGCAUUGUAAAAUGCAAAGAAAUAUUUGCUAGCAUUCCAUUUAAAACUCAAUUUCCAUCACAGUUUCGUUUAUUGCCGAACUUUGAACUUGUCCAACUUUGAACUUGUCCGUCUGGUAUGCUGGAAUGAUUUAGUCUGCUUUCAGGUCCACCCGGAUAGCACGUGUUCUCAAAAUGUUGCAGUUCAAAAUUGACUGGCUGACACAUACAUCUUAAUGUUCGAUUUUUAUUCAUUUAAAAAUUUUUGUUUAUGCAUAGUCAUUAUGUUUGCGAAGACAACAUAAUACUCAUAUAUUGAAAACGGGGCUAAACUUUUU